CGGCAUUGCCUCGCGUUGUCCUUGCGUUGUAAUGUCGUAUUCUCUUUCUUUGCCGUUCGCAAGGCGUGCCGCGGAAUGUCGGAAUGGCCGAGUAACGCCGAGUCGGUAGUACUCGCUGCGCGGCGCAUGCGAGGGAAGGAAAAGGAAGACGCGGCGAUGGUGGAGGAGGAGGAGGAGGAGGAGGAGGAGGACGCGCGCGUCAGCUGUGAGGGCGCCAGUGAUGAAACGCGAGAAAAAGAGUGGAUGGUCUACGAGAGCGGCCGGGUCGUCUACGACGACGCGCGUUCGACGAAUGUGCCUUUUCCUUGACGCAUCGACCCCCCCGAUGCCCGGACGGACGCGCACGUCCGUCGUGCGUGAACCCCCCCUCGAAGGGGUUCCGAUUCGUUAAUUGUCUCUGCCGAUCCGACCUGGCGAUGGACUCGCGAAGGUGCGGGACGAUCGGUCCGCUUUGCCGGACGCGCGAUCGUUAUGGCGGCGGCGCGCGGAGGACGCGCGAUGAAAAUGGCCGGAAGAUGUUGCGAGGGGGACGAGCGGACGUGGGGGGCAGGAACGGAGAGGCGGAAAAGGGGGAGGAGGGGGAGGAGGGAAGGCGGACCCGGCAAAAUAGAAGGCAACGGUCCACGGCGGUUCCCAGCGGCGUGCAGCCUAUCCUAGAUUUAUUUCCGUGGAAACGUUGCUCAAUGUACGCGUCUCGUUUGGUUUACCGCUCGCGGUUACCGCUGAUCCUCGUUACGAGUACGGAGAAAGGAUAAUGAGCGACCCCGUCCGUGCCCGAAAUCCCCGGUGACUCGCUCCAUCUCUCUUUCUCCCUCUUGUCUCGCUCGUUAACUCGCCGCUAUAUCCAUUACAUCUCGAUACCCGCGGCUCUUUAGCGAACGAUUAAUUCAGGUCUGUCGUCGUGCCCCCGUCUGUCGUGCCGGACAACGUCUGGACGUCGAAAUUCCGAGGUGGCGGACGUUAAAGGGGCGACGGUUUGUCAGCGGGAUUCGGACAGAGUGUUCCGGUAGAUUGACGUCAGCCGUGUCCGCAUUAAGCCCCAACAGAAUCCGUGCUGAAUCUGCCAUUUCGUAACCAUUUAAGUGAUACAUUCCCUUUAAAUAGUUACGAAAUGGCAGAUCCCGGCUUGAUUGCUGCAUUCGAACUGCCAUCACGUUCCGCUAAUGAAUUCCAUUAUAUUUCUGCUAAUAUUCUGCUGAGGAAAUUUAUAGCAGAUAUCUUAUGUAAAAUUUGUUUCCACAGAUUGGACUGUCUAGCCUUAAUUUUCUUUCUAAUAAAAUUCCAAGUGUAUUUAUUUGCGCAAAUGCGAUGUCUGGCGCAAAUGUAUGUGUUGACGCUGUUAAUGAUAAUACGUCAUUUUGUUGUAUGUCUAUAAUCUAUAUUCUUCAAAAAAUCCCCGCGGGACUAUUACCUAUUUAUGAUUUAUUUCAUAAAAUUUGUUAAUAAGCUAAUUUUUUUAUCGAGCUAACUCGAAUAUCAUUACAAGCGCAAACAAAUACAACUAACUGGCAGAAGUGGAGUCAAGAUUCAAUUUUUGUUCCAAUCAUCGUCGUAAUUCCAUUCCCGAUGUGGCGCAAAUCGCGUGCUCGACAAACAACCGCGAGAAAACAACUAUUGUGCUGUAACGCAUACCUGGAAAAUUAUUUAAUUGAAAUGUUAAACUUCCCUCUCCUCCACGCCUUCUUCCCUUUUCCCCUCCAAAUUGAGGAUUCAUAAUGAAAAAGCGAGACGAAAACAACAACGCGCAAUAACUUUACGUAUACAUUUUUCAUCCUCGUGUGUAUCCCAAAAGUUUGAUGCGUGCGCAAUGUCGCCGUGCACUCUACAGCGGGAAAACUAGAGGAAAGUUCGCACUGUUACGUCUCGGACUAAAGGGCGAAUGUUUUUCUUCUGCAGCGGAGAAUCGCAGGGCGGGGGGGCCUUAUCUGGCACGGUCGUUCCUUUCGGUUUGCGGUAGAGGCACUUUUUCCUCGAAAACGUCCCGUUUUACGAUCGGACAUGCCAUUGUCUACGCUCGGCGAGCGUGCUCUUUGACGUUCUUACAAAAUUUGUAUAGAAAUAUGAAAGGUACCUUCCAAUUUUUUCCCCGAACACUGAAUUGUAGACAAAAAAUUUGAAAAUUGUAUGAAAAGAGACGAAGAAACCCGGUUAAAAGUAUUUUUCUCGCGGGUGAUAAAUAUCUCCGCAGAUAAAAAAAUACAUAAUACGUCAGGUAAUAAAUAAAUGUACACCACUUUCAAAAUUCCGAAAAUUAUUCCGAAAGAACAAAGAAAGGUACAGGCCGGUUAAAAACUUUUUUUUGUUGAUGAUAAAACUGCGCGUAUAUAAUAAAUAAAUGUAUACCAUUUUCAAAAUUCCGAUUAUCUCGGUUCUGAUAAUUGGCCCCGACUUUUUUCCCAAAGCAAUAUCACGAGUCUUUUUUAAAUUCUUGGAAAGCGAACGACACACGAGCAGGAUAAUACGAUACGCGGUGGUGUGACGCGUCCUAAUAUACACGAUUCGUCAUCCGCACGCUUGGUAUACGCGGUUAAGAUAAGAUUACGAGUCCAGUACGCGACAGUUUCGUGCUCGGUAAAGACGAUCGGGGCGACGAUUCGUAUCGGAUCCGUCGCGAAAACGUUUGGGAGCGAUAAUGUCGGACGGCAAGACCGUCGAAUUCGGCUCGUCUACGUGCAUCAUUCCGUGCGCUUCAUCCUGAUGACGCGCCAGGCUACCUGGGCCCUCGUCCUAAUCACGAUAGGCGCCGCCGCCUCGGGAUGGUGCCCGUCGACGUUGUGCGUGUGCGAUACCUGGUACGAGUUGCAGCACGUCUCGUGCACCGGACGCCAUCUUUAUAGCAUUCAUACAGGUGCGCCGAGUAUCGUGCAAGCCCUGGAUCUGUCGAAUAAUUCGAUAUCCAUUUUAAAUAAUAACGAACUGGCUGAAGCAGGAUUGACAAGACUCAAAUACCUCAACCUAUCCAUAAAUGCAAUCAGCGAAAUUGGCCUAAAUGCUUUUAAUGGAUUAUCUGAGUUGACGGUUUUGGAUCUAUCCCAAAAUCACCUUUACUACCUUUUGUCGGAUACUUUCAUGCCGACAAAGAGUUUACGAAUUCUACGAUUGUCCAAAAAUAAUUUUAAUUCUCAUGUACCAAAACUGGAGUGUCCCUGGCUCACGGAAUUAACUCUGGAUUCGUGUCGAAUUAGCCAUGUGCCGGUGGACAUGUUCAAUGGACUUUUGCAUCUUCGUACCCUUGAUCUUUCAAAUAAUUUGAUGAUUCAAUUGGACAGCGCUGUCUUUAAAACAUUGAAAUUUUUAAGAAUAUUAUCAAUAGAAAGAAAUCCUUGGUCCUGUGACAAACUCACGCAUAAUUUGCAGACAUAUUUGAUUCGCAGGAAUAUACAAUAUCAUGCAGUAUGCGUAGCCAAAAGUGAGGAACCAAAAAAAUUUGAAAAAAUGAUCCUCUACGAUCCACGGAAUCAAUAUGAGAAGCGUCGACCUUUAAUAACUUCAAGCUCGAACAUUAAGAAAAACGUGACGAAGAAACAUCCUGUAUCUACAACGAUACAUGAAAGCACAGUCGCUCGUGUUAAUGCGACCGACGAUACGAACUUCACGAAAACAUUGAAAUCUGUAUUGCCAUAUUGGUUCUUCGCGUUCGGAUUUUUGCUCGGUGCAGCGUGCGGCAUAUUCACUUGUUACAUUUGGCUUACAACGGAGAUAUCUUGUUGCCACAGAUGUUGUCGCAGACAUACUGAUAAUGAUCCUCAAAGAAUUUCAUUGCUGCAGAAUCUAUGGCAGUUUGAAGAUUCUGGUCUCAAUGAUAGUUCGAUAUCUUGUCCUGAUACUCCACCUCCGCCGUAUCGUGAAGUCAUGCUGCGACCGUCACUUUAUCGUAAUGCAUCGGUUACAACAAACAAUGUUACCACAAAUAAUACGGUACAUACUUAACGUUCUAAAGGUAAGAUAUUAUAUCAUUGUGACAAUUGACUUUGAAAUUUAAUGCACGGAUAAGCAUGCUGCAUGUCGGCAAGGCCUUAUUGUAUUGUUUAAGAAAUAUUAAUAUUAUGCGAAGUACGAAAGAUAAAAUGGCAUUGUUAUUUCAUAUUUAUUCACUGCAUAUUUAUAAUAAAAUUACUUUGUACUGAGAAAAC
This is a messenger RNA of Monomorium pharaonis (pharaoh ant), 4133 nucleotides long. RefSeq names its product amphoterin-induced protein 2. Gene Ontology annotation, cellular component: plasma membrane. Gene Ontology annotation, molecular function: protein binding. The transcript is spliced from 4 exons. NCBI's taxonomy places the organism in Eukaryota, Metazoa, Arthropoda, Insecta, Hymenoptera, Formicidae. The record is from RefSeq and is a predicted model, not a curated record. Bases 2698 to 3930 code for a protein of 410 amino acids.